Molecule: messenger RNA, 768 nt
Organism: Dissoconium aciculare CBS 342.82
Lineage: Eukaryota; Fungi; Ascomycota; Dothideomycetes; Mycosphaerellales; Dissoconiaceae
Exons: 3
Coding region: 1-768 (255 amino acids)
Cellular component (GO): cytoplasm
Molecular function (GO): 5'-deoxynucleotidase activity
Source: RefSeq, a predicted model, not a curated record
AUGGACUCAAGCGACGCAAACGCUCCCGCUUCGGACACGCCGGCAUGGACUGUUGAUACGGCCUUGGACAAAUUUCCGACCGGACGGCCAGCUGAGCAUUCAGAGUCCCCCUUGCCGUAUUUUCAUCUCCUCGAACGACUGAAGACGACGAAGCGAGCAGGAUGGACCAGAUUCCCGAUCGAUAGAGUCGAGUCUGUCGCCGAUCACAGCUACCGCAUGGCGAUGAUGGCCAUGUUUCCACCCGUAUCGCUCUCUUCGAAGCUCGACAUCUCAAAAUGUAUCCGCAUGGCAUUGAUUCAUGACAUUGCCGAGUCGGUCGUGGGUGAUAUCACGCCUGGCGACGGGGUACCAAAGUCCGAGAAGUCGCGGCGAGAAAUAGCCACAGUCGAGCAUAUCGAGCGCAAAAUCCUUGGUAGUGUGCAUCGCGAUCCGUCGUGGCUGGGUCUUUUGUCGCUCUGGAAUGAGUUCGAAGAGGGUGUCUCGCUCGAAAGUCAAUUUGUGCAAGAUCUCGACAAGAUUGAAAUGCUGCAUCAGAUGGUCGAGUAUGAGAAGUCGACCCAUGGCAGAGCAGAUCUCAUGGAAUUUCGAUAUGUGGUGACCAAAAUCAGAUUGCCGGAAAUGAAACAGUGGGCAGACGCAGUUGUGCAAGAGAGCAGAGAGUUUCGACAGCAGAGUGGCUUGCCAGAAGAUCCCGUUGAUAAUCAAGCGUGGAAAGAUAAGCAGAACCAGUAUUAUGGUGGCCCUGGAGCACCUAAACCGAACAAUUGA